AUCCCCGCCCCACCGGCACUGACCCCCAGAGCAGACACCCGCCAUUUUCCCGCCGGCUGCGGGGCGGUACUUCCGGCCGCUUCCGCUUCCGCUGCCCUUGCUGCCGGCAGGAGGUGAAGGGACCAAGAGCCGAGAUGUGGCGGAACCUGCUGAGUCUUCGCCAAGUUUCCCAGAGGACCAUAAGCACUGCUUCACGCAGGCCGCUGGAGAACAGAGUUGCUGAGAAGCAGAAGCUCUUCCAGGAAGAUAACGGCCUCCCCGUCUAUCUUAAAGGUGGGCCGAUGGAUGGUUUGUUGUACAGAGUCACCAUGUGUUUGACAGUUUUUGGAACAGGCUAUGUUCUUUAUGAACUGAUGAUGGCUUCAAUGCCCAAGAAGCAGAAAUGACUCCAAGAUGCCCUAGUGACUAGCAUCUCUUCGUCCAAUUCCAUGUGACCGUGAUGGCAGCUUAUAGUUACUAUAAGCAUCUGGCUUCAUGCUUGAAAUAAUAAUUUAAUUGUAACGUGUUAACUGCAAUCAAUAAAGCAGUUCUGAUGUUGCUUUGA
Numida meleagris (helmeted guineafowl) is the source of this 544-nucleotide messenger RNA. RefSeq names its product cytochrome c oxidase subunit 7A2, mitochondrial. Bases 135 to 386 code for a protein of 83 amino acids. Gene Ontology annotation, biological process: mitochondrial respirasome assembly; regulation of oxidative phosphorylation; mitochondrial electron transport, cytochrome c to oxygen. The transcript is spliced from 4 exons. The record is from RefSeq and is a predicted model, not a curated record. Lineage: Eukaryota; Metazoa; Chordata; Aves; Galliformes; Numididae.